CGAGCAUCUCAGCAAUUGGCUCUUCAUCAUGGACGUGGCGAACGCGACAUUCGGCGCGUUGAACCAGACGCAGGGCUACCUCACCGUCCUCGAGGAGGUGGGCAAAUACAAUGUCCACCUCAACUACUUUGAGCGCCUCUGGGCCGCUUGGUACCUAUACAUGCAAAACGACACUCUGGCGACCGGCAUCAUGAGCUUCGUCAUGCACGAGGUCAUCUACUUUGGCCGCUGCAUCCCCUUCAUCAUCAUGGACAAGAUCCCCUACUUCCACAAGUACAAGAUUCAGAGCCAGAAGAUGCCGACCCUCAAGGAGCAGUGGGACUGCGCCUCCAUCGUCCUCAUCAGCCACUUCACCGCCGAACUGCCUCAGAUCUGGUUCUUCCACCCCAUCGCCACCUACUUCGGCAUGGACUACAGCGUUCCGUUCCCCUCGCUCUUCACCAUGGCCUGGCAGAUUGCCAUCCUCUUCGUCAUGGAGGAUACCUGGCACUACUGGUUCCACCGCGCGCUUCAUUACGGCCCUCUCUACAGGAGCAUCCACAAGAUGCACCACCUGUACUCCGCUCCCUUUGGUCUGGCCGCUGAGUAUGCCUCGCCCAUCGAGACCGCUCUCCUUGGCAUUGGCGUCGUUGGCUCUCCCAUCCUUCUCCUGGCCAUAACCGGCGAGCUCCACCUGCUCACUAUGUACGCCUGGAUCACCCUCCGUCUCCUGCAGGCCAUCGACGCCCACAGCGGCUACGACUUCCCCUGGAGCUUGCGCCACUUCCUGCCCGUCUGGGCCGGCGCCGACCACCACGACAUGCACCACGAGAAGUUCAUUGGCAACUACGCUUCCAGCUUCCGCUGGUGGGACUACAUGCUCGACACCGAGGCCGGUGCCGAGGCCCACAAGAGGCGCCGCGAGAAGAAGCUGGCUCAGAUCAAGGCCAAGAAGGCUCAGUAAACGACUCUGCGCCGUCCCCUCUGAGUGACCCUGCACCUAGGUGCUGGGAGAAGACACCAUCUUUGAAACCGAAUGACAAAAAAAAUAAAGAUGAUGCACGAAUGGAGACACACAAAACCACUUUUAUGAAGAAAAAGAAAAGAAGGAUUAGAUUAAUGGUCAGCUAAGGCCUAGCUGCGGCAGCCUCCGAGAUGGCAAUGGCAUCAUCACACGGCGUUGGGAGGGAGUGGCUUGAGCAUCAACCUUGAUUAAUGUUUUGUAUAUAU
Trichoderma reesei QM6a is the source of this 1209-nucleotide messenger RNA. Its product is annotated as sterol desaturase-like protein. The transcript has 3 exons. Gene Ontology annotation, biological process: ergosterol biosynthetic process. Lineage: Eukaryota; Fungi; Ascomycota; Sordariomycetes; Hypocreales; Hypocreaceae. The record is from RefSeq and is a predicted model, not a curated record. Bases 29 to 943 code for a protein of 304 amino acids. Gene Ontology annotation, molecular function: iron ion binding; C-4 methylsterol oxidase activity.